AUGGUCCUAGGGGACUGGGCACCUGCGCCCGUCGGGCUCCUGCGCGAGGCGAUACGCGGCGCCGGCGCUGAGGCGGCCAAGCUGUUGCUCGAGUUGCUGGGCGAGGGCUGCGCGAGCACCAUGACUAGCCGGGCAAAUCGCAUGCCAGGGGGGACACACUCCCACGAGCGAGUACUCCUGUGGCCGACCCACUUCGACGACACGUACGAGAGCUGGGUGAUCCUCACUGCCGACGAUGACUUGUACAUCGAGCGGGUGCGAGAUUGGACUUGGAUCUACGACCUGACCGAGGGGUGGCCGCCACGGCUGCGGGGCGGAGUCGUGAGGUUCAGGACCCCGCUGACGGCGAACGAGGUGCUGGCGAAGGUGCUCGAGGGCCGGGACGAGGCGCUGAAGUACCGGGCCAAGCGCAGGCUGCCGGAGCGCCUGUGCGGGCGGCUGGGCGAGGAGCCGACCACCUUCCUGGACUGGCGUGGGCGCGAGCUGGUCGUCGAGGACAGCGUGCUGAACCGUGUGCGACGUCGGCUGACCAACGAGGUGGUGAGCUCCGAGCUGCGGCUGGCCGAGGCGAGCGGCGACGAGCUCGUCACGCGGCCCGCGCUGGGAGGCGCGGCGGACGGCGGUGCCGGGGGGGCUGGCGGCGAGGCGGGUGCUCUGGUGCCUGCAUCGCCGGCUGCGGCCCCCGACGGCCGCGGUGGAGCUGUGCUCGAGGACGGCGUCUACGUGGUGGCGGAGGUGCGGGCCCCCAACGGCAUGCAGCUUGGCGACCCCGUCGUCGGAGGGCAGGCCGAGAGCCUGGGCGGCUGCCGGGCCGUGGUGCUGCUCGACGACGGCGCCCGCGUGCUGUGCGAGAGAGUGGCGGCGGACGACGUGGCCGGGCGCGGCGCCGCGGGCCAGGUGGACGACCUGCGGGCGGAGUUCGCCGCGGCCGACGCCGGUGUCGACAAGAUCGGAGGCACGGCGACGCCCGUGUCGGAGGCUGAGGCCGAGGGCGACGCGCGGGUUCUGUGCGUCGAGUGGGCGUCCGAGGGCGUCCGGUUCAAGACGUGGCGGAAGGCCGUGGAGGAGAGCACGCAGCUCACCAUGGAGCAGUGCGAGCUCCGUGGCGCGUGCGCUUUCCUCCAUCCGUGCCGCCGUUUUCUUCAGCACACGGGGGGCCCGAAGAUGUGGUUGCUGUCUUUUUGCAGGGGGCACGGGAUCUCGUCGAAGGAUCGGUCCUGCCACGAGCUGACCGCGCUGGUGCAGGCGCUGUGGCUCGCUGGGACCUACGACGGUCUGAACCUGGGGGGCGUCGCAGCUCUGGAGUCGGUGGCCAGGCGCUUGGUGACGAUCGUGGAGGCGCGCAGGAACGGGCCAGCGCUGGGCCAGGCUUCCUGGGAGAGCGCCCGCUACCUGUCGUUCGCGAACAGGGUGGCCAGGGGCGAGGCGGAGCGGCACCUUGCGAAGACGAGGGGUCGCGCUGCUGGUGCCCGGCAAGAGUUCGAGGAGACGGGCGCGGCGCCAGCGCUGGGCGGGCUGCCCGGGGCGAAGGAGGAGGCCAAGGGCGACCCCGAGGGCGCGGCGGCAAAGGCUGGCCGCGCGAAGCCGCGCCUGGCGACCGCUGAGAAGGUUGCCGGGCUGCGGCGCGACGCGCAGCGGGGGGCGCAGCUGGCCGCAGCUGGCUGGGGGCGUCCGAGCAGCGCGGGGCCCUCGCAGCGAGCUCUUCCACAGCUGCUGCGGGGUCACGCCCCCUGCGGGGCCGAGCCCCGAGCAAACCUGGCCUCCUUCGCGCGCGACUGGCUCGGCAUCCCAGGCAACGACGAGGCGCUGGGGCCAGUGCGGCCCUAUGCCGACCCUGUGCUGCGAUCCAAUCGAAAGGUGUAUGUGGGGCGGGUGAAGAGACUCAUACGGAUAGGGCUGGUGCGGCUGGGCGCCAGUAAGAAGUGCGACGUGGGCGUGUUCGUGGUGAAGAACGACGGCGCGCAGCAGAAGCUGAUCUUGGACUGCCAGGCGUCCGACAGGCAGUGCGUUGCUCCCCCGAGCGUCGGCCUCCUGACGGGCGAGGGGCUGAGCCGCGUGGGGCGGCAGGCCGGGGGGCGCGGGGCCGUGUGCCUCGGGGCCUCCGACGUCGAGGAUUGCUUCCACAGGCUGAGGUUCCCCAAGGACUCCAAGCUGGACGAGUAUUUCGCCUGCCCCUAG
Prorocentrum cordatum is the source of this 2178-nucleotide messenger RNA. The record is from the annotation of a GenBank genome assembly. Lineage: Eukaryota; Dinophyceae; Prorocentrales; Prorocentraceae.